UUGUUGACGGUUGGUUCUCUUCGGGAUUUCGGGGGCUGCGUCGAUUUCCAGAGCGUUUGGCGCGAGUGCGAAAAAUUUCGAAAAUUGCCCAUUUGCGUGAGAGUGCCCCGAAAAAUGUUGGACUCGCAGGACCGAAGUGGGCCGGGGCCCCUAAGCCAAUAAAUAAAAUAGCAAUUAAAUAAAAGAUUAAAUUAUUAACAUAAUAAUUGAGGGAUAAGAGGAAAAAAAAAAAACAAAUAGGAAUAGGAUAAUGCCGAUCAAAAAGGUGGCGGUGAAGGAGUACGAUUCGCAGGAUGAGGCUAGCACCGAGUUGCUGGAGAAGCUUAAGCACCUGGACCGCCGUGUGGAUGCCGUCGAGGGCGGGGGCGUGGCCAAGGGGGCGUCGGGCGGUCGGGGUAGGCGUGGCCUGGCCUUCUGGCAGUCGGUAAAGUGGAAGUCGGCCCUCAAUCACAUCGGACUGCUCGUCUCGCUGUCCAUCUACUGCGGCGUGGGCGGAUUGAUAUUUCGGCAUUUAGAACGUCCUGCGGAGGUGGAACGACUUUCCCAUCUCAAGGAUGUGGUGAAAACCCACAGGGAACGCUUCAUGCACACCAUACUGAAUAACACCGAUGUCCACAAUCUCGACGUGCUGUUGUCCUUUGAGUUGGCAAAAUAUGAAGCGGCCGUUCAACAGGCGGCUGAGGGAGGGCUGCUGAUAGUGGCUGAUAAAGACUUUCCAGAGCCCUACGAGCGAUGGAGCAUUCUGCAAGCUGUGUUCUUCUCAUCAACUGUGUUAACCACCAUAGGCUAUGGCAAUAUUGUGCCAGUGACGACUGGUGGUCGCGUAUUUUGCAUUUGCUUCGCCCUCGUCGGCAUUCCCUUCACCCUCACAGUGAUUGCCGAUUGGGGUCGAUUGUUUGCCACCGCUGUCUCCGUGUUUGGCACACAUAUGCCCACCAAGCCAAAAUUCACCAACUUUAUAGGCAAAACUUGGUUCUAUGCCAUUUUGGCCGUUGGUUUUUUGGGUGUUUACUUGGCCGCCGGAGCUGGUCUUCUUUUGCUCUGGGAAGAUGACUGGACCUUCUUCGACGGUUUCUACUUUUGUUUCAUCACCAUGACAACCAUCGGAUUUGGUGAUUUGGUGCCAAAGAAACCCAACUAUAUGUUGCUAUGCACAUUGUAUAUUCUCAUUGGCCUCGCCCUGACAUCAACUAUAAUUGAGCUGGUUAGGCGGCAAUAUGCAACAAGUUGGGCCAAGAUUCAGGAACUAUCUGGACCCAUGGCGGAGACUUUACGGCGUUUGGGUGAGACAGCCGGCACAGGUCUCGAUUAUGCAGCCCUGCAGAAGGUCCUUACGGUGUCCAUGCCCAAGUGGAAUAGCAAGAAGAACGAUCACAGUCCCGAUAUUGCAGCUUUGGAGGCCAUCACCAAUGCCAUACUGAAGGAGGUCAAGGAGGCCCAGAACAACAAGCCCAAGGUCCUGCAAAUCGUCAUCUACGAGUCCUCUGUCUAAAAAUGAAACUAGAAAAGAAAAAACAAAAAGAAAAUAACAGACAGCGAGAGAGCUUCCAUCGUAAAAAGUGCUGCAUAAUUUUGGGUAGCCAGCAAGAAAAACAAAAUAUCAAGAAAAAUAUCAAACGUAGUUAGGCUGCUGAUCGUCGUCCAUGGGUUACAGUGGGUACUGGCUACUGGCUUCUGGCUCGACUACUGUAGCACUGCCAGACUUCCAUAAGUUAGUGUCCGUACCUAUAGCUAUUAUAUAGUCAAAUGUCUAGGCAAUAACAUUGCUCAUACGUACUGAGGCCACAACAUACUCAUCUCACACAUGCAAAGCGCGGCAGGUGAUUUAAUGUCUAUAGUCAUAGAUAAUCAUUUUUUUUUUGAGUAAUUCUAACCGUAUGAUGUAGCUUAAGUUAUAUGUAAUCUUAAUUGUAACUCUUGUCCAUGCCAUGCAUAAAUGUCAUCUUAAAAAUAAAAACAGAAAAAAGACUUCAACAA
Molecule: messenger RNA, 1977 nt
Organism: Drosophila elegans
Lineage: Eukaryota; Metazoa; Arthropoda; Insecta; Diptera; Drosophilidae
Product: TWiK family of potassium channels protein 7
Exons: 8
Coding region: 251-1492 (413 amino acids)
Biological process (GO): potassium ion transmembrane transport; stabilization of membrane potential
Cellular component (GO): membrane
Molecular function (GO): potassium ion leak channel activity
Source: RefSeq, a predicted model, not a curated record